AUGAGCAGUAUUAAGCUAGCUGUGGAGGUUUUGGAUGCUCAUGAGCUUAUGGCCAAAGAUGGGGAGGACUCAUCUGAUCCUUUUGUGGAACUUCGCUUUGAUCGUCAGAAAUUUCGGACAACAACUAAAGAUAAAGAUCUGAAUCCUGUUUGGAAUGAGAAAUUUUACUUCAACAUUACUGAUCCAAGCUUAUUACAUGAUCUCACUCUUAGUGCUUUUGUCUACCACUAUAAGAAAAGCAACAGUUCCAGAGUCUUCCUUGGUAAGGUCUGUCUCACCAGAACCUCAUUUGUCCCAUAUCCUGAUGCUGUUGCUUUGCACUACCCUCUAGAAAGGAGAUUCUUUUUUUCGCCUUUCCGGGUUAGUGGUGAGCUUGGUUUGAAGGUAUUUGUUACUGAUGACCCUUCUCUAAGAUCUCCAAACAACCUGUUCCGCGAACCCUCUAUUGAUUCAGAUCAAUUCUCAACCCAUGAUGCAACAUUGACAAGCUCAAUCCUGAACAUGUUUUCUCGUAAGAGAAAUCAGUUUAGGCAAAAAUAUCAUAAUGUUCCUAAUUCAGAUCAAGAAGAAGGAGAAGAACAACCAUCAUCUCCUCCAACAGGUGAAAAUCCUACUAUAAACUCUGGGAUGCAUGAGGUGAAAUCUGGUCUGGCUCCUCCAAAAGUUGUAGGAGGAGGAUACGCAGGUUCAUUGCCUUUAAAGGAUCGUGCACUCAAAGAGAUAAGCUCUUUUCUUGGAGUGACACGAUUUAUUCAUGGGAAUAAGCUAGCCAGCACCUAUGACCUUGUUGAACCAAUGCACUACCUUUUUGUACGAGUUGUAAAAGCUCGUGAUCUUCCAUCAAAUAUUUUGAUUGGAGGCAUUGAUCCUUAUGUGCAAGUAAAGGUUGGAAACUUCGAAGGAGCUACCUUUCACUGGGAGAAAACUCUGGACCCUGAAUGGCAUCAGGUUUUUGCCUUUGCAAGGGAUGAUCUGCAGUCAACUAAGCUUCAAGUUCGGCUCAGAGACAAGCGUACGAUGAUAAAAGAUGACAUUGUUGGAACUGUAAAGUUUGAUCUCCAUGAAGUUCCCACACGGAUUCCACCUAAUAGUCCAUUGGCUCCUGAAUGGUAUCGGAUUGACAAGUGUUGGGACAAGAAAAAAGGGGAGUUGAUGCUUGCUGUAUGGUUUGGUACACAAGCUGAUGAAGCUUUUCCGGAUGCUUGGCAUUCUGAUGCACCCUCUCUUGGUAUAAGCUCUUCAUCUGCCUAUGCUCAGAUUCGAUCAAAAGUUUACCAUUCGCCUAGAUUAUGGUAUUUACAGGUUAGAGUGAUUGAGGCACAGGACUUGUAUUUAUCAGAGGAUUGUGAAAUUCAAAUCUCAGAUGCAUAUGUGAAGUUACAGCUUGGUAACCAGAUUUUGAAGACAAGACCAGUUCAGUCAAGGAACAUGAACCUGCGUUGGGAUCAGGAGCUUAUGUUUAUUGCUGCUGAACCCUUGGAAGAACCUUUAAUCGUUUCAGUUGAAAAUCGCGUUGAUCCCGACCAUAUUGAGACUAUUGGGAUUGCUGUUAUUCCUUUGACCAAUGUUUACAAGCGUGCUGAUGAUAAGGUUAUCCGUACUAGGUGGUAUGCCCUUGAAGAUGAAAGGAAGGAUGAUGAUGACCCGGUUAGUACAAUUCACCUCAGUGUCUGUCUAGAAGGUGGUUACCAUGUUUUUGAUGAGUCAAAUCAUAAUUAUAGUAGUGAUCUUAGACCCACAUCAAGGCAACUAUGGAAGGAGCCAAUUGGUAUCUUAGAACUUGGCAUUCUAAGUAUUAAUGGACUUCAUCCAAUGAAAACCAGAGGGGGGAAAGGGACAUCAGAUACAUACUGUGUGGCAAAAUAUGGCCAAAAAUGGAUUCGCACUCGAACCAUUGCUGACAGUGUAAAACCAAAAUACAAUGAGCAAUACUCUUGGGAAGUUUAUGAUCCAGCAACAGUUCUCACUGUGGGGGUGUUUGAUAAUGUGCAGCUUGGUGGUUCAGAUGGUAAUGAUGAUUUAAAACUUGGUAAAGUUCGGAUCCGGAUUUCAACACUGGAAACUGGCCGUGUUUACAAGAAUUCUUAUCCGUUACUGAUGCUCCACCCUUCAGGCGUCAAGAAGAUGGCUGAACUUCACUUGGCCAUUAGAUUCUCAUGUUCCUCAAUGGUUGACAUGAUGCGCAUGUAUUUUAAGCCUCCAUUGCCUAAAAUGCACUAUAAAUUGCCACUUAAUAUAAGGAAACAGGAAAGGCUGCGACAAGAGGCUGUUAAUGUUGUUGCUGCUCGUUUUGGUAAUGCAGAACCCCCUCUUAGAAAGGAAGUAGUUGAGUUCAUGUCUGACACAGACUCUCAUCUUUGGAGCAUGAGACGUAGCAAAGCAAACUUCUACCGUUUGAUGACAUUGAUUUCAGGACUACUCUCAUUAGGAGGAUGGUUGGAGGAAGUUUGCAUAUGGAAGCAUCCUCUUACAACAUUGGUGGUGCACAUUCUUUUUGUCAUGCUUGUGUGUUUCCCUGGAGUUAUUAUGCCAGCCAUGCUUCUAUACAUGUUUGCAAUAGGGAUGUGGAAUUUGAGGUUUCGCCUGAGACACCCUCCUCAUAUGAGCACUAGAAUCUCUUAUCCAGAUGGACUUUCACCAGAUGAACUUGAUGAAGAAUUUGACACUUUUCCUACCACAAAGAGCCAUGAUACAGUAUGUUUAAGGUAUGAUCGGUUAAGAACUGUUGCUAUGAGGAUUCAGGGUCUUGUUGGAGAUUUAGCUACUCAAGGUGAGAGGUUCCAAGCACUUGUGAACUGGCGCGAUCCUCACGCCACUGCCUUGUUCAUGGCAUUCUGCAUUGUGGCUGCUAUUGUGUUGUAUGUGACACCCUUCCAGUUUCCUAUUGUUCUAGCUGGAUUUUACAUAAUGAGGCACCCAACUUUUCGGAGUAAGAUACCAUCAGCACCACUUAAUUUCUUCCUUAGGUUGCCUUCUCUUACAGAUAGCAUGCUGUAA
Molecule: messenger RNA, 2997 nt
Organism: Gastrolobium bilobum
Lineage: Eukaryota; Viridiplantae; Streptophyta; Magnoliopsida; Fabales; Fabaceae
Product: FT-interacting protein 3-like
Exons: 1
Coding region: 1-2997 (998 amino acids)
Source: RefSeq, a predicted model, not a curated record